This is a messenger RNA of Aspergillus bombycis, 1428 nucleotides long. RefSeq names its product cytochrome P450. Gene Ontology annotation, molecular function: oxidoreductase activity, acting on paired donors, with incorporation or reduction of molecular oxygen; monooxygenase activity; heme binding. The record is from RefSeq and is a predicted model, not a curated record. Lineage: Eukaryota; Fungi; Ascomycota; Eurotiomycetes; Eurotiales; Aspergillaceae. The transcript is spliced from 6 exons. The coding region runs from base 1 to 1428 and encodes 475 amino acids.
AUGUGGUCAUUAUGGUUGUCGAGUAUCUUGCUUGUUGGACUAUAUCUCUUCAAGCGCCUUUCAUCCCCACUUGCCAAGGUCCCCGGCCCGUGGUAUACGAACUUCACCAGCUUCUGCCUGAAGUACCACGAGUUCACAGCGACCAGACGUCUUUUCGUUCACCAUCUACACAAGAAGUAUGGUCCUGUAGUCCGCCUUGCGCCGAACGAAGUCUCGUUUGCUAGCCUAAAUGCUAUCCGAGAGAUCUACGCAUCCGGCGGCAGUGGUUAUGAUAAGACGGAAUACUAUGAUUUAUUCCGACAAUAUGGGAUUAAAACCAUGUUCUCUACUCUCGAGAAGCAAGGACAUAGUCAUAGGAAGCGGGAAUUGGCUGAUAGAUACGCCAUGUCAAACGUCGUGCGCGAGAAGCAUGUGUCCGCCAUUAAGGAGCGAGCUCAGACCUUUGUAUCGAGAGUUGCCGCCAUCGAAGGAAGUGUGAAUGUCUACUCCCUCUUGCACUGCUACGCGCUUGAUGGAGUAACAAACUUCAUGUUUAGCCCUGGUGGCUUGAAAUCCUUAGAUAACGCUAAGGACUAUGAGAUGAUGGAGGAGUUGACAUAUCAUCAAAGCCUGCAGAAAAAUCUUCUACACUAUUACCUCCCCACAUUAACCCCAUAUUUCCCAUCUUGUCUAGUCCCCCGCCCUGCCCCCAAAGCAAAUGCAUAUGCGGUACAGAUGGCCGGGCAACAACGCCCAGAUGAGCACAGCUUAGUCGCGCGUCUCACCCGCAAAGGCUCGCCGCUGAGCCACAUGCAAGUCGCCGCCGAAUGCAAAGACCAUAUGGCUGCAGGCAUUGACACUACCGGUGAUGCUCUUUGCUUUCUUAUGUGGGAACUCUCUCAGCCACAGAACUUCCAAUUUCAAGAUCGUCUUCACAAGGAGCUGGCAUCAGCAUCGGAUGAUACACCUCUAGAUAAAAUGCCAUAUCUAGAUGCUGUUAUAAAGGAAGCCUUGCGAUGCACACCGCCAAUUCCGAUGUCUUUUCCACGGUACGUCCCAUCCGGUGGCAGGACUAUCGAUGAGUACUUCAUCCCAGAGAAUACUAUUGUCAGCUGUCAGCCAUAUACGGUACACCGUUUCAACGAAGAAGUGUUCCCCGAGCCGGACCGUUUCAAUCCGGAGCGAUGGUUAAAAGAAGAGGGCUUCAAUGACCGGAAUCGAUUGUUCUUCUCGUUUGGGACGGGCGGGAGAGGGUGUACCGGAAAGAACCUUGCAAUGGUGGAAAUGAGAGUUCUUCUGCGAGAGCUGUAUUCUCGGUUUCGGUCGUCGGUUGCCCCGGAUAUGACUGCGUCCAUGGACCUCGAUGAUCAGAUCAUCUCCGCUCGUCCUAAGGAUCAGGUUUGUAAGCUGAUCUUCGCUGUUAGAGGCGAGGAUGCCGAUACCGCGUAG